AUGGACGACUGGCCGCGCGGGCGGCAUCCAUUGGUUACCAGGGCCCUGCAGGAAGAGGCCAAGCCUUGGAUGAAAGAGGAAGGAAUGGAAAUGCCUGCAGUUGUGCCAGCUGCCGCAUCGCGGACGCGCAGUCCGCUCGUGGGCAACAUGCUCACGACGCGCAGCUUGCCGGUGGGGCUCCUCGACGAGGCGAGGAUCCUGCCCAGCCUGCUCACCAGGCUCUCAAGCAUCAAGGAGCCCGAGUUUUCCGGAGCCAAACCUCACAUGGCUCCAUCGUUGCCAAAACCGAGACCCGGAGCUGGCAUUGACAACAUUGGCGCGGCCGCGGGAUUUGCGCAGGAUGAUGACCCGAAAGCCAUCUACCAGCGCCGAGAUGCUGUCCUGCAGACAAGGGAGAAGCGAUCCUUGGAGCAAUCGCUGCCGGCCCUCCGCCCUGGUCUCUCUGAGCCUCCGGCGACGGAGGACGCCCUUGCUUGGCUGUGGGAGUGCCUCUGCUGCUGCACCGGCAGCAGCAGGCCAAAAGCUUGA
Symbiodinium natans is the source of this 528-nucleotide messenger RNA. The record is from the annotation of a GenBank genome assembly. NCBI's taxonomy places the organism in Eukaryota, Dinophyceae, Suessiales, Symbiodiniaceae.